Messenger RNA from Rodentolepis nana, 1713 nucleotides. Lineage: Eukaryota; Metazoa; Platyhelminthes; Cestoda; Cyclophyllidea; Hymenolepididae. The record is from the annotation of a GenBank genome assembly.
AAUUUCCGCGAGACCUUCGCCGAGGAAUGCAAGGAAUCUCUUGAGGUGGACGCAGUUCUCUCUAAACUCUUCACUCUCAUCGACCCUCUACGCACACAAUCCAUUGAUUUUCUGCGCGAGCUUGAGUCCCGUUUCCUUGCCUGGUCCUCACGUCUGGAGAAUGCAUCUCGACAUCGACAUGUCUCCUGUUCCUCCUCAACUGCACCCACUUCUGCUUCCGCAGCCUCCACAGCUGGAUCUGCUGCUGGAUCAACGGGUUCGGGCUCGGGUUCGUCAGCAGAUGUAAGGGGAGGUGGAGAUGCGUCUAUUUCUCCCACAGCUCAGGUCAGGAUUGGCGACCUCUUUGUCACUAAUCUCAAAAUGCUCCAGCUCUACCGUUCCUACCUUCGAGAAAACGAGAGCCUUAUAGCCGAAAUAGAGCGUCUUAAUCGGAAUCGGCCUACCUUCCAAUCAAAAAUGCAAUAUUUCGAAUCCCAGAAGUCUAGCUAUCUGCCCUUCUAUGCUUUCCUCCUCAAACCCAUGCACUGUCUUCUCCAGUAUCGUUCAGUUCUCGAACGACUCAUGCGGCAUUACAGCGAGUCUAAUCUCGAUAUGCAAGACUGCCGAGUUGCUCACGCGCGUCUCCUAGACACAAUCCAAUCUCAAUGGGACGGUUACAAGCGCUGCGAGAAUUUCUAUAAGUCCCUCGAAGUAGAGCGGGAUCUCGUCGGGAUUCAACAGAUCUCCUUCAACGAGACUGGAGACGAGAAGGGCUGGUUGGCCUCUCGAAAUCGCCAAUUCAUUCGAGAGGGUCUCCUUCAAAAACUCUCCAAAAAGGGCUACCAACAGCGCAUGUUCUUCCUCUUCUCUGAUCAACUCAUAUACGCUAGCAGAACAAACUCUUCCUAUCUCCAGUUCAAGGUGCAUGGCCAAUUCCCACUACAGGACCUGAUGGUAGAAGAGGCUGAAUCGACAAUGAGUUUUACGGUGUACUCGGGGAAUCGUUGCUUUAUUGUGGCAGCACCAUCUGAAUGGCAACGUGACCGGUGGCUGGAGGACAUUUCUCGCGCCAUUCUCGCUGCCAAGACAACCGCAUCCCUUCCUCCACCUCCUCCCGCUUCUGCUGCCUCAGCCCUUCUUGGUGGUCUCUCAACGAAUUCUACCAUCCUUGAUGAAGACGACGACGCUAAGUCAGAACGAUCUGAGGUUUCAAAUAGUCAAUCUUCUAAUCAUGACACAGGAAAAAUUCUUCACAGAGCGACAACCAGUGUGCAUGUCUGUUGGCACAGAAGUUCCACUUUCUCAAUGUCCGAUAUUCUUCGAGCUAAUGAGUAUCAAACGAGUGGUUAUCUACUCCGAAAAUUCAAGAACAGCAACGGGUGGCAGAAGCUUUGGGUGGUUUUCACUCAGCUCUGUCUUUUCUUCCACAAGAGCUAUCAAGAUGCCUUCCCACUGGCUAGUCUGCCUCUUCUUGGCUACAACAUAACCAUCCCAUCUCCAGAAGACAACAUCCGGAAGGAAUUUGUCUUCAAACUCCAAUUCAAAAAUCAUGUCUACUUCUUCCGUGAUGACAGCCAAACAUCUUUCGAAAGGUGGUUUGAUUGCCUGAGUAGUGCUGCCGGAACGAGCUCCCGACAGCGAUUGAUUAGUUCGCGUCACAACGUCACAUCGACGACAACGUCAGCUACCUCUACUGCUGACGUUUCGACCUCCAUUGAUAAAAACAGAAGGUGA